CGCGCAAUCGUUUAGCCUACCAGACCACUCUGUCAGUCUGAAACUAACUCCACAAGCGUGCCCAUGCUAGUAAGUCCACAGUCCAACACGUGAACUUAUCGAUUGCACCGGCCGGUCUGUGUGUUGCAAAUAUUAUUGUUUUUCGGUUAUAUUAUCAGUCAUAUAUAACGCUCUCGACUGAGAAGAACUCUCAUUCAUACUUCGUUAACACUCGGUUAAUAGUGUGAUUGUGGUUUGCCAUUUAUAUUGGAUUAUUUUAAAUUAUUCACAUUUAUUUAUUGUGCUUAGAAGUUUGGAAAGAUGGCUCCAAAUAUAUCGGAGGACGUGAAUGGAGUGCUCUUUGAGAGCGACGCAGCUACUCCGGACCUGGCGCUGGCCAGACCACCAGUCCAAAAAGCUGACAACAAACCGAAGCAACUGGUGUGGAGAAAUAUCAUAUUGUUUGCAUAUCUUCACUUAGCAGCUCUGUAUGGUGGUUACCUGUUCCUCUUCUCUGCAAAAUGGCAAACGGACAUUUUUGCCUACAUCUUGUAUGUGAUAUCGGGACUGGGGAUCACGGCUGGAGCACAUCGUUUGUGGGCCCACAAAUCUUACAAAGCUAAAUGGCCACUAAAGGUUAUCCUGAUCAUUUUCAACACGGUAGCUUUCCAGGAUGCUGCUAUGGACUGGGCACGCGACCACCGCAUGCAUCACAAGUACUCGGAGACUGACGCUGAUCCUCACAACGCGACCCGUGGCUUCUUCUUCUCCCACAUCGGCUGGCUUCUCGUCAGGAAGCAUCCAGACCUCAAGGAAAAGGGCAAAGGUCUUGACAUGAGCGACUUGCUUGCUGAUCCUGUACUUAGAUUCCAGAAAAAGUACUAUCUACUGCUGAUGCCCCUAGCUUGCUUCGUUAUGCCCACGGUGAUUCCUGUAUAUCUGUGGGGUGAAACCUGGACCAACGCCUUCUUCGUGGCUGCCAUGUUCCGUUACGCAUUCAUUCUCAACGUGACUUGGCUCGUCAACUCCGCUGCUCAUAAGUGGGGAGACAAACCCUACGACAAAAGCAUUAAGCCCUCGGAGAACAUGUCGGUAGCGAUGUUCGCGCUCGGUGAAGGUUUCCACAACUACCACCACACCUUCCCCUGGGACUACAAAACUGCUGAAUUCGGUAACAACAAACUGAAUUUCACCACAGCCUUCAUUAAUUUCUUUGCUAAAAUCGGCUGGGCCUACGACAUGAAAACUGUAUCUGAGGACAUUGUCAAGAACAGGGUAAAGCGCACUGGAGACGGCUCACAUCAUCUGUGGGGCUGGGGUGACGAGAACCAACCCAAAGAAGAAAUUGAGGCUGCUAUUAGGAUUAACCCUAAGGAUGAUUAAUUGCAAUGAAUAGUUUCAAUGUGGAGAACCCACAAUAAAAUUUGAAAUAUUUAGUAGAUUACUAGAUAUUUAUAGAUUUAGAAUCUGUUUAUGAAAUAGAUAGACACAUUAGUAGUAGGUAUUUGUGACACAUACAUUAUUACCUAAAUAAACUGCGAACUGUAGAUGAAGCACAUUGCCAUUGCAUACUAAGUAGCUACUAACUUCCUUACGGCGUCUUCCUUAAGCGCUUCUAUGUUAGGAACAAAAUUCGAGGUUGUGACCUCGUUUGGCUCAGUUUGUUGUUCCACGCAAAUUAAUUGAUAUCGUGAUUUCAGCAGCUUAAAUUACACCCCUAUCUGUCUUCCUUUUCACUGUCAUUAUAAGAAGGUCACCUAAAUGUUUAUCAAUCUUAAGCACAUUCAUUUUCAAAUAGUAUGUAACUAUUUAAAAAUAUUUCAUUAUGCACUAGUAACAAGUGAAUAAAUGUCAGCAAGCUACUUUAUGUGAUACAAAUAAUUUGAUAAAGGCAACACAUCAGUAUUAUAAACCACAUAAUUAUGUUAAUUUAUUUUUUUAUAUAACUAGUCUUUUGCAUUUUUAAGAAGUACAAGCAUUAAGUUGAAAGUCCCAAUAAAAUAAUGUAACAAAUAGAAGAUGCUAACAAACUUUACGUAUGGAAGAAAUAAAUAUGUGGUAUAUAAGAUCAUAAAAUAUUUGCUUCAUGUUGUAAAAGCAGAUACAGAAGUUCAGGUAGUAAUAUUUAUAAAGAUUAAUGAAUGUACCUGAACACAUUGUUCUGUUAAUUGCGUAGCACUGCACGAAACUCAAAUGACUCGAAUUAUUAGAAAUUGUUAAAAACCCUUUUCGUGUAGAGCAAAUUUUAUAAAACAAGUUGUAGAAUGGAUCAGCUGGCCUGACUUCUAUGUCGCUCGUGCGCGAUUUUAAUGUGAUGAUGAAAGUUAUUUAUUAACUCGUAUAUACGUAUGUGCUGUUACAACGUGUAUUUGACUGAUGUGUAAGAGAAUUGUGAUAAUUAGAAGGGUAAACAGAUUUUAUCCUGUAUGUAAGCGGAAAGUGAACAAUUAGCGACGUGUGGUUGAAACUAUUAUUAUUAAUUUUAUUUCAUUUAUUUGCAAACAUUAAAUGUUGACUACAUUUCAUAACUUUUCACACAUGAAGCUUACUCGAAUACUUAAUUUGUUUUUGUUCUAAACAAAUGUUUGAUUAUAAAUUACAUUAACGUAGCACAAAAAUA
This is a messenger RNA of Spodoptera litura, 2599 nucleotides long. It is a transcript of the gene DESAT4, whose product is annotated as fatty acid desaturase. Gene Ontology annotation, cellular component: endoplasmic reticulum membrane. The record is from RefSeq and is a predicted model, not a curated record. Gene Ontology annotation, molecular function: iron ion binding; stearoyl-CoA 9-desaturase activity. NCBI's taxonomy places the organism in Eukaryota, Metazoa, Arthropoda, Insecta, Lepidoptera, Noctuidae. Gene Ontology annotation, biological process: unsaturated fatty acid biosynthetic process.